AUGACCAAGCUGGCUCAAUCUAUUAUGAAUAUUCAGAAAGUGGACCCUGGUACAGGGUGUGCAAGUAGUAAGUUAAUUCGUGCUUUUUGUGAGUAUAAUUUAGAGCACAAUCCGGAUAUUGUGUGCCUUUUAGAACCUGGAGUUAGUGGCAUAAAAGCUGAUUCUAUUAUUAGUAAAUUGGGUUUUGAUGUUUCUCAUCGCAUUGAAUCUGGGAACAAUUUUUACAAUUCUUUUUUCCUCUUUGUUGUGUAUGGUAAUCCUAACAAAAUUAAGAGGAGAUCUUUGUGGAGUGACAUAUUGAAUGUUUUACCUCAGGAUCAUCUGCCAUGGUUAAUUUUGGGUGAUUUCAAUGCCAUUCUCUCUGAUAAAGAUAAAAAGAGUGAUCGUUCCAUUGGUAAGAGAUGUAAUUACUUUGGUAAUUUUGUUGACUCGUGUAAUUUACAGGACCUAGGCUUUGUUGGACCAUCUUUUACCUGGCAAAGAGGUAAUACGCAAGAGCGAUUGGGUCGAGCCCUUGCUAAUGAUGCAUGGAUUUUGGCUUUUUCGCAGACACUUGUUUAUCAUCUUCCUCGUAUUAAGUCGGACCAUAGGCCCAUUCUCCUAAAGACUAAUCCUGAGCUUAAUACCUCAAAAGGGAGACCAUUUCGAUUCCUUAGAGGAUGGACAAAGCAUGCAAAUUUUAAGGAUCUAAUUGUUAAGAAGUGGAGAUUUUCAGGUAAUAUGGCUGAUUCUUUAUCUGAAUUUACUUCACAUGUUAAAGAUUGGAACAGGAGAUUAAUUAAGUUAGAGAUGGAGAUCAGAGAUGAGUUGGAGAGUGUGCUCAAUCAUGAGGAACUGUUAUGGAGACAGAAGGCGAGGUGUGAUUGGCUCUAA
This is a messenger RNA of Gossypium arboreum, 873 nucleotides long. RefSeq lists its product as uncharacterized. Bases 1 to 873 code for a protein of 290 amino acids. Gene Ontology annotation, molecular function: catalytic activity. Lineage: Eukaryota; Viridiplantae; Streptophyta; Magnoliopsida; Malvales; Malvaceae. The transcript has 4 exons. The record is from RefSeq and is a predicted model, not a curated record.